AUGGAUAUCAUUUUAGGAAUUAGGGUAAAAGACUCUGUGAUUCUCGCGUCUUCUAAGGCUGUGACAAGGGGUAUUUCCGUGCUAAAGGCAGACGACGACAAAACAAGAGUCCUAUCAGACCACACACUUAUGUCAUUCACCGGAGAGCCAGGUGAUUCAGUUCAAUUUGCAGAAUAUAUCCAGGCGAAUAUACAGCUUUACUCAAUUAGAGAGAAUUGCGAGCUUUCACCUCACGCGGCGUCCAGUUUCAUAAGACAAGAACUUGCAAAAUCAAUUAGAUCAAGAAAGCCUUUCCAGGUUAAUGUGCUUGUUGGUGGCUAUGACACUCGUAAAGAGUCCCCACAUCUUUAUCAGAUUGACUACCUUGGUACAAAGGUAGAUCUACCAUACGCUGCCCAUGGUUAUGCGGGUUUCUACACAUUCUCUCUACUCGAUCACCAUUACAGACCGGAUAUGAAUACCAGUGAAGCUUUGAAGCUUCUAAAGAUGUGUAUAGAAGAACUGGAGCGCAGAAUGCCCAUGGAUUUCAAGGGUGUCCUUGUAAAGGUGGUAGAUAAGGAUGGUGUCCGGGAAAUUGAAGACUUUUGA
Molecule: messenger RNA, 588 nt
Organism: Lachancea fermentati
Lineage: Eukaryota; Fungi; Ascomycota; Saccharomycetes; Saccharomycetales; Saccharomycetaceae
Source: the annotation of a GenBank genome assembly